Messenger RNA from Hippocampus comes (tiger tail seahorse), 3512 nucleotides. It is a transcript of the gene mfsd2b, whose product is annotated as MFSD2 lysolipid transporter B, sphingolipid. Gene Ontology annotation, cellular component: plasma membrane. The transcript is spliced from 15 exons. Lineage: Eukaryota; Metazoa; Chordata; Actinopteri; Syngnathiformes; Syngnathidae. The record is from RefSeq and is a predicted model, not a curated record. Gene Ontology annotation, molecular function: sphingolipid intramembrane carrier activity; symporter activity. The coding region runs from base 814 to 2616 and encodes 600 amino acids. Gene Ontology annotation, biological process: lipid transport; carbohydrate transport.
UACUGUGUCAUGUAUGCCUGGCGUUAUUUAGUAGCUAGUAUUUUGAAAGGGGGUUUUUGGACUUCCGGGCUUCCAUCUUGUGCAAGCGGCUCCGUGGAAAUGUGAUUGUCAUGUUGAGAGCCAUCAGGGACGGCUGCUGGUUCCAACUGGUUCCAUUGAUGCUUCACCAUGAAUCACACAAGGAGGUUAAAGGGAGGUUAACAUGACAUACACCACAAAAUAGGGCUGUGUACUAAGUUCAUCCAAGUUAGCAGCUCUUCUAUCAAACUGAAAUUUCAGUAAAAAAUUGCUGAUUUACGUUUUUAAUUAUUCUAUAGUCUACUUUCCAUAUCAAGCAAAUGUGUGUCAAAAACGGAUGCUGCUUCAAAUUCAAACCGAAUCAAUAUUUAUUAGAUCACAUACACAGUUGUAAAAAGUAUAAUGCAUAGUGAAUUGGCUGGAACAAUAUUGAAAUGAUUAUUUCAACGCUAUAUUUUUUUAGUGUGCGUGCGUGCGUGCGAAUGUAUGAAUGAGUGUUGCAGUACACCAUGACGGUCGCGCGGGGUCGCCUCAGCAAUGUACCGACAGUUGACUGUUUCUUUUUUACGCCCCCCCUCCGCGAACCCACACACACACACACACAUACACACUCAUACACACUCAUACACUCAUACACACACUCGUGUCUCUUCGUCCGUGUGUGGUUCUUGUCCGCAGUCUCCUUCUCAUCCCGCCCGGCCGCCGACACUGCGCUCCCGGCGCACACUCCCAUCAACCCGCCGCUGUACGGAGCUCUCCUCUUUUCCACUAACAGCAGUGCACAGCAUUAUGUGAAUGGCGGCAGAAAGCGUCCGAGUUGUCCAGGAGGAGCAGGAGGAGGAAGAGGAAGAGGCGGCGCAGUCAGAUCUCCCGCCACGCAGUCAGAGCCACAUUCAAUUCCCGCCCCGCCUUUUGGCGCACACCCGCAGCCUCAGCCACACGCACUUUGGCGCGGCCUCACAGAAAAAGCGCACCUGCCGCCUCACCCACAGCCUCUCUGCCAUGGCCCGCGGGGAGAAUGGCACCCAGGGGGGGCUGGUUACAGCAGGAAAGAUGCUCAAGCCCACUGAGACGCUGUUAGAUGCCAAAGUCCCUCAGCAGACCGACUUGAGUCAAAAGCUAUCGGUGUGCAACAAGCUGUGUUUCGCCAUCGGCGGCGUCCCCAAAGAGGUUGCCGCCAGCGCCACCGCCUUCUUCCUGCAGAUUUACCUGCUGGACGUUGCCCAGAUCAACGCCUUCCAGGCCUCUAUGGUGCUAUUUAUCGGAAAAGCCUGGGGAGCUGUGGUGGAUCCUGUGGUGGGCUUCUUCAUCAACAAGACCAAGUGGACCAGGAUUGGUCGACUGAUGCCUUGGAUGCUGGGCUGUACGCCGUUCCUGGUGGUGUCCUACUUCUACCUCUGGUACGUGCCCCCCUUCGCUACCGGGAGGUUCGUGUGGUACCUUGGCUUCUACUGCCUCUACCAGACCCUCAUCACAUGCUACCACGUGCCUUAUUCCGCUCUCACCAUGUUCCUGAGCACAGACCAGCGGGAGCGCGACUCGGCUACCGCCUAUCGGAUGACUCUGGAGGUGUUGGGAACCCUGGCCGGUGCCGCCAUCCAGGGCCAGAUCGUGGCCAGUGCCCACAGACUCAAACACUGCCAGGGCCACAACAGCACCAUAAAUGCAUUCAACAACAGCGGUGGGGCCGAUGUGAUUCGGAGUUUGGUGCGCUCUGAAGAAUAUAUGUCACAUGCUAAGGAAGUUUACAUGAUCGCUGCGGGUGUCAUCGGGGGAAUCUUCCUGGUAUGCACCGUGGUCAUGUUCUUGGGAGUCAAAGAAAAAGAUGAUCCAUACGCACCAAAGACGGAGAAGCAGAUUCCGUUCCACCGCGGCUUCAUCAUGGUGAUGCGUCACGGGCCAUACCUCAUUCUCACCGCCGCCUUCCUCUUCAUCCUGGUGGCCAUUCAGCUGGUGCAGAACAAUUUUGUCCUCUUCUGCACAUACGCGGCCGACCUGAGGGAACACUUCCAGAAUAUCGUGCUGACCAUCCUGGUGUCUGCAGUAGUAAGCAUUCCUCUGUGGCAGUGGUUCCUGCAGAAGUUUGGGAAGAAGACAGCAGCUUUUUGCGGCAUCACGUGGAUCAUGCCCUUCACAAUGAUGCUGGUGUUCAUCCCCAACGUGGUGGUGGCGUACGUGGUGGCCGUGUCUUCUGGACUCAGCGUCGCCGCCUCGCUCCUUCUGCCCUGGUCCAUGCUUCCGGACGUGGUGGACGACUUUCGGCUGGCCAACCCGUACUGCAAAGGUCAUGAGGCCAUCUUCUACUCCUUCUACGUCUUCUUCACCAAGUUCGCCGCCGCCGUCUCGCUGGGCGUGUCCACUCUGUGCCUGGAGUUUGCAGGGUAUGAAAACGGGGCCUGCAAGCAGCCGGUGGCUGUGGUGUUCACGCUCAAACUGCUCAUCGGUGCCGCUCCAGUGGCCUUCAUCAUCACAGGCCUCAUGAUCCUGCUCUUAUACCCCAUCACAGAAAAAGUGCGACUGCGCAAUAAACUACACUUGGAUGAGCUGCGGAAACAAAGCAGUGCUUCCAGAAGUUCAGAUGACUUGGGCGUGAUGUGAAUUGGAAAAAAAAUUCCGGACGCCGGACACAUAUUCCAGCGGUGCAUGCUGGGAAAUUUAUUGGUGCCAUUGGUGUAUAUUACACUGGGAUUUGAUUUGUUUUUGACCGUGAACGUUUUUUUGUUUCAACAUGUACUGUAUAGCAAUGAUAUAAUAAUAUGAGUAUUUAUACAAAUGAAUGUAUAACGGGGUUUUAUUUCCCCCCCUCUUUCCUUGCUGUGUCUCGUUGCUCUGCAAUACUGUUAUUUAUUAUUUAUGAAUCAUGUGAGAGUAUUACGACACUAUAAGGCGGCGAGGGCUUGAUGUUUGGUUACUUUGGUGAGGAAGAGAGAUGAGGAGAGUCAAGAAUAAGCCACAAAGCUAUGAAAAAUUAAUGUGUAUUUUUUUUAAAAAAGAUAGCUGUGAUCUCCACGUAGCAUUCUUCACCUACUUCUCUGUGUGUGUGUCGUUCCCUCGAUAGAUAGAAUGUGAUAUUAAACUUGCUCAAAAGGGAAAUAUUGUGCAAUCCGGAAGUUUUCCUUUUUUUACCCCCAUUUUAUUUCAUCUCCGAUCGAUGUUGGACAAUCAGUGUGGAUUGAGGACAAUAUAAAUAACUGUGGGCAAUAUAUUUGGUGCUGAGACAAUCAGACCAAUGCGGUGUACACGUGUCAGAUCAAGUCUCGGGAUUGAGAUUGUGUACAUUCCCAUCUGAUUAUUAUUCUGAUGCCAAGAGCCCUGCAAUAAAACCCUCCUUCGUGAUUGCUUUUAUGUCAUUUUUCAUGAUGAGUGGAAUGAGCCUGUGGUUGGAAUCACACCUUUAUGUAGCACAAUAUAGCGCUCUAUAUUGUUACAUGACCAUUUUGUUGUGCUAUUCAAAUGUGUACUGAGUUUCGGUAAUCUGCUAUUUAUUACCUGAU